CCAAUUGGGUUUGACGAAUUGACUUUGGAUUUUUGCUUACAAUUCAAGCGUCCCUUCAUUCUUUGCCUCUCUGUCUUCUAUCUCUCUUCCUGUUUAAUGAUCCUGGGUUCCUUUGAUCCUAUUCCUGAAGGUUUAUCUUCUUUUUCUUAAUUGAUGUUUGCUCGAUUUUUUUUGGAGAGCAAUAAAUAAAGGGUCUCCCUUGUUCUUCUUCUUCAUUCUCAAUAGUUUAUUAAUUUACGCACAAAAGAGAAAGGAGAUAAAGGGAUGUGAAGGAGAAUACAUAUCUUUUUGAACUGUGAUUGUGGCCUUCUGGGUUAUUUGAGAUCUUAUCUGAUCUUGGGUCUCAGCUUCCACGAUUUCUACAGGUUAUUGAUCUGUAAAGGUGAGUCAUUUCUUCACUAAUUGAUUCUUUACCUUUACUUUUUGCUUUAAACCCUGCAACAAACAAUUUCUGUCUUCAAGUCUAUGGGCAUCUUGAGCUGGAAAGAACAUCAGUCUAUCUCACUGUCUCUUAUAAAUUAUUUGGGUCGGAGAAUGGUUUUGAUGAUCUUCUAUUCAUUUGUUGUUCAAUCUUGUUGGGCAUCUACAAUGUCUGGUAGGUGAAUUCAAUUUAGAUUAUUUGUUUUAGAUUAGGUUGUCUAUGUUGAGAUGAAUGAACUGAGGGUUGUGAUGAAAAUAUGCUUAAGGCCUAUUGUUGAGUCCAGGAAUAGUUUAUCUGCCUAGUUUUAUGCCUUUAUGCUACUAUUGUUUUCCUGUUGACAGCUUGGAAUACAAUCUGAUUUUAUCAUUUUUGGAAGUUUUUUUGGUUUGAUUUAGUGACAUUAGCAUGUCUUUAUUUUCUCCCAUUCUGUCAUUUUGCUAUGGAGCUGCAAUUUAGUCUUCUGUAUCAGAAUGAAAGUUGCUGGCUGUGAGAAUUUUUUAUGAUUCAUUGUAAAAUAAUUUUGUUCGAUUCUUUGUGGUUUUAUUUUGCUUCAAUACUUGUCCCUUGAGUAGGCCAAAACUUCAUUGAUUAUGAGCAGAUAACGUUAAGCCUUAUGGGUUGGGGCAGUUGGCUUAGCAAAAUUUUUAAAGGUUCUGAAGAGAGUGAUCCAGAAGAUCAUUAUAAUGGGGGUUAUGGAGAGGACCCAAAUUAUGGACCUUCUACUUCAGGGGAUGCAUGGGGAGAGAUGGAAAAUGAAGAUAUAGACCGUGCUAUUGCAUUAUCACUCUUAGAAGAAAACCAAGGGAGGAGAAGUGAAACAGAUUCUUCUGUGGACAAUGAAUCUCAUCUGGAGGAAGAUGAACAACUUGCCAGAGCCAUACAAGAAAGCUUGAACUUUGAGUCUCCUUCAGUACCUCCACAAUAUGGAAGUGGGAAUAUUUAUCAACCUGUUCCAUUUCAUUCUCCUAUGGGGUUCAGGUAUAUAUUUGUUAUGUGUUUACUUAUAAGGUUUUUUCACUGUCUAAUCAGUGUUUUGUUUGCCUUUGUAAUGGUCCAAGUUCAAGAUGUA
Molecule: messenger RNA, 1490 nt
Organism: Rubroshorea leprosula
Lineage: Eukaryota; Viridiplantae; Streptophyta; Magnoliopsida; Malvales; Dipterocarpaceae
Source: the annotation of a GenBank genome assembly